AGCGCCAAAAGGGCAUUCAAUUGAUUAAAAAGAAAAAUCCUUAAAUUAGGGUUUCAAGUUUCAAUUUAUUGAUUGCUGUGUCUUUCACUCAGUUCUCGCAAUCUCUCACUUCCUCGUUGUUCAUCCUUCUAUGGUCUUCAGCUAAUCUCAUUCUCUGCUUCAAUGUCUCAGUGUAGUGAUAAGCUUGGUUGAUUGACAUUUGAUGAAGUGGGAGUGAUGCUUAUCCGGCUUGCAUAAGGGGAUUCUUCCUAUAUAUUUAUUAAAAAAUUGGAGGUUUCUCUGCAGUGACCUUUUGUUUUGAAGAUUUGACUUAAUUGCAGAAGACUUUCAUAUGUUGCAUUAGUUGGUUUUUAUAAGCCAAUAUAAUGCAUAUAAUAAUAUAUAUGAUUUUUUGAGAUUUGCUGUCAUCUAUUGUAGCUCUACAAAGGUUUAAAGCGAACAGAAUUGUAUUUGGUGAGGUUUAUAAAAAAUAGCUAAAACGGGUUCUCUGUGUUGUGUGGCUGCAAGGCCACAUGGGUCAAAUACAACCAGUGGGAACUGGUCCAUGGGUCAGCAUGAGCCCUACUGGCAAACUAAUACAAGCUUCUCACCACCCCCAUCAAGAUGGGAUUUUAGUUUCCCAUCUGAUGAGCUUCUGUAUGAUUCACGUGAUAUUACCCUACUUCAUAGGUCCUCAACAUCCUCAAACAGUAAAGAAAGUAGAUGGAUGAGGGACAACCAUCUUUAUAACAAUCACUGUUUUGCAUCUGGUGGUGCAGGCCUGCGUUUGACUAGUUCCCUGGAACUUUCUCCCGGUCCUCAGUGGACGCCUCCAGUCAUACAGGAAAUUAACACUGAUGAUUAUGAAACUGCAAAAAUGAGAGGUCAAGUGUUGCUGCAUUCCUCACCGACUAUAGCGGGACCUUCUGGACACCCAGAGAGUGGGAGAUCCACUCCAACCUUUUCAGACAGCAGUGAGGACGAGCCCACAUUCAAGUCAUGCCUAUCCUCUCGUUGCAACUUUUCAGGUCGCCAUUCCUUUUUAUCAAAACCCAUCCACCCUUUGUUCUUUCCCGUUCAAGCUCCAAAAGAAGCUUCUGAAACCCAAGCUUCUAGGCUGUCAGAGUUUGAUGCUGCUACUGUGCAAAGAGAUGCCCAUCAUUGGAGCAGUGCUAGCAGUAGUGCAGAUUCUUCAGAUAUUUCUGAACCACUUGAAUCUGAAAUUGUAGGUCGAUUAUGUAUUUCAUCUAAUGUUUUUAAAUGUGGAUUGUGUGAAAGAUUUCUUUCACAAAGAUCUCCUUGGAGUUCACGGCGGAUUGUGAGAAGUGGAGACAUGCCUGUUGCCGGGGUUCUUUCAUGUUGUCAUGUUUUUCAUGCAGAAUGUUUGGAGCAGACAACACCCAAAGCACAUAAGAAUGACCCUCCUUGCCCUCUCUGUGUCGGAUUGGAGGAUGAAAAUUCUGCGGUUCUGCAAGUAUUUCCCGGGUUGAGGGACCGGUUCCCAAAUUCUAAAACAUCUUCCGAGUAUGGACCAUCUGGACCAUGGGGCUGUGUAACGAUGGGAGAUUUUGUUGGAGGAACAUUACAUUCACCCCAUCGGAAUACCACAUUGCUGCUAAAUAGGAACCGAAUGAGAAAGAAUCUUUCUUUGAAGGGGAACUCUAGCAAGGAAUUUCCAGGAAAGCUAAGGAAGAAUGGUUCAUAUUCUUCACAGCUGCUGAAUGGAAAUGCUGUUGAUUUUGGAACGGUUGGGUGCUCGAAAAUGACAACAAAUCCAAGUAUGAAGAGAUUACACUAGUAUUAGUCCUCUUGUAGUUUGCUAAUUGUUUCGGUCUCACGUUAGCUGGGUAGAUACCUGGCAAUUGGCAAUGAGAAUGGACAUCUAGGUCAUUAUGUAUAGUUGAUGCCUGGCAAUUGCAUCGUGUGGAAUUUUUUUCGUUCA
Molecule: messenger RNA, 1921 nt
Organism: Manihot esculenta (cassava)
Lineage: Eukaryota; Viridiplantae; Streptophyta; Magnoliopsida; Malpighiales; Euphorbiaceae
Exons: 4
Coding region: 545-1777 (410 amino acids)
Source: RefSeq, a predicted model, not a curated record